This is a messenger RNA of Galeopterus variegatus (Sunda flying lemur), 762 nucleotides long. RefSeq names its product olfactory receptor 5D13-like. NCBI's taxonomy places the organism in Eukaryota, Metazoa, Chordata, Mammalia, Dermoptera, Cynocephalidae. Gene Ontology annotation, cellular component: membrane. Gene Ontology annotation, molecular function: olfactory receptor activity; G protein-coupled receptor activity; odorant binding. The transcript has 2 exons. Bases 1 to 762 code for a protein of 253 amino acids. Gene Ontology annotation, biological process: sensory perception of smell; G protein-coupled receptor signaling pathway. The record is from RefSeq and is a predicted model, not a curated record.
AUGUUGCUAGCUGAGGGAAAUCAGAGUUCUGAAGUCACCUUCAUCCUCUUGGGCUUCUCAGAAUAUCCAGACCUCCAGGUGCCCCUGUUCCUGACAGAACCAUCCUUUAUGGGAUGCAUCAUGCAAUUCUUCUUGGCUUCCAUAUUUGCAGUGGCAGAAACAUUCAUGUUGGCAGUGAUGGCCUAUGACAGGUUUGUGGCUGUUUGUAACCCUCUCCUCUACACAGUUGUCAUGUCCCCAAAACUCUGUGUGUCAUUAGUGUCUGGGCCCUACGCAUGGGGCAUAGACUCCUCCCUGACACUCACCUGUUUCCUCUUGGCCUUAUCCUUCUGUGGGUCUAACAUCAUGAAUAAUUUUGUCUGUGAGCACUCAGUCAUUGUCUCUGUCCUGUGCUCUGACCCCUACAUCAGCCAGCUGCUUUGUUUUGUCAUCACCAUAUUCAAUGAAGUGAGCAGCCUGGUAAUUGUUCCCACUACUUAUAGUUUUAUCUUUGACGCUGUCAUGAAAAUGCCUUCUGCUGGUGGGUGCCAUAAAGAUUUCUCUACCUGUGCCUCCCACCAGAGCAUCAUCACCAUUUUCCAUGGGACCAUCCUGUUCCUCUAUUGUGUCCCCCACUCCAAAAACUCAUGGCUUACGGUCAAAGUAGGUUCUGUAUUUUAUACGGUGGUCAUUCCCAUGCUCAACCCUUUGAUCUACAGCCUCAGGAACAAAGAUGUCGAAGACACAGUGAGGAAGUUAAUGAAUCACCCAGCAAAAUUUUGA